UGCAAGCAGGCUAGCCCAAGGAUGAAUCAGGGAUGAGACACAGGACUAACUCCUUGACACACUCACAGAGAGACUGCACUUGCUUUUUCAUGCACACUCACCCUUUUUGCUCAUGAGGAAGCUGCUGUGAUUUCAAGGUGGAGGAAUGGGGCAAGAUUUUAAGACUGUCGCCUAUUCUGUUUGACUUGGGGGGGGUCAGUGGGAGUUUUUCUUUUUCUUUAUUGUGCUUGAGAGGACAGAGGGGAUAACAGCCUGCUAGCAGGCCACCUGCUAUUUGAAGAUGAAGAAGUUUUUGCAGAACAAAAAAGGCAGAUACUCUUUUCGGCAGAGCAAACGGGGCCCACGGUGUCCAUCUAAAGAUUUCUUCCUCAGCAUGCCGACAUCCAACCAGGGCUGGCCAGAGGAUUUUGGCUUCCAGCUGGGUGGGAAUGGACCAAGUUACAUAUUGUCUGUGGAGGAAGGCAGCAGCGCUCACCUGGCAGGGUUACAGGCGGGGGACCAGGUCCUGGAGAUCGAGGGCCACAAUGUGUCGACACUGGCUCCACAAGCUGUCAUUGCCAUCGCCCAGACUCAGAAAAACAUCCCUCCCAGCAUUGGAGUGGUGUCCCGCGUACAGCAGAUGGAUAUCAUCCCAGGUCCAGAUGGUCGUUUUGGGUUCACUAUUGUAGGAGACUGCCCUCUGCUGGUUGAGGAUUGCUCACCAUGCUCUCCAGCCGGACGUGCAGGUCUGAGGGCCGGGGAUUAUGUAAUGGAAGUGAAUGGUAUCCCGGUCAGGCAUCAUGAGAUGGCCGCAUCCUUGAUCAAAGCCUCCCAGGGGAGGACGCUCCGCCUGGGGGUGCUAGGUCUCGGUCUGAGGCAGAAACGCAACAUCAGCACAGUGGACAAUCAGAUGGGAGGAGAUGGGGUGAGACUGGAUCGCAAGCACAAGGCUCUGGAGUUUAACAGCAAGGUGGACCAAAUCUUAGGUGAUGAGCCCGAAGUCAAAGAGAAACUCUUUGCUGUGCUGAAGCAGUACGCUGCAGAAAAGAGGGUAGAGUGGUUGGCGUCCGUGCUGCCUGAGAUACUCACCACCCAAGAACAUCGACAGCUCAUCUCCAGCAUCAGAAUCUUCGUCCCUAAGAAGCAUCGGCAGCGCUUUGACGAAGCUGUCUCCCAGAAUGUGAUCAACCGGCUCUGCCGCAGCAAGAGCAUCAGCGAGCCGCAGGGGAGAAUCCGGCGCAGUCGGAGCGAGGACCACUCUGAACGCCGCCAUGGAUCCAAACGGGCAAGCUCUGUGCCAAGGGAUGGAGGAGAACCAGGUGGGAAAGGUGAGGCUGAGAAAGACAGGGGGUUGAGGAAGUCUGUCUCUGGGAUACCUGCACAACCCCCCAUCGGACCAAAUCAGAGGGCCAUUCGGGUCUACCGGGGGAAGAAGAGCUUUGGCUUCACACUCCGAGGUCAUGCCCCCGUCUGCAUCGACUCCAUCAUCCCAGACAGUCCUGCUGAAGAGUGUGGCCUGAAACCAGGCGACCGCAUCCUUUUCCUCAAUGGGCUGGACAUGAGGAACUGUUCCCAUGAGAAGGUGGUGUCAAUGCUGCAGGGUAGUGGAGCCAUGCCCACUCUGGUGGUGGAGGAUGGCCCAUCAGAUUUGUCCUCAGACCAAACCGACCCAGAGGAAACCCCAAAUCUGGCCCCCACCACUUUACCGCGCUCUAGAUCUCCAGCCCUUAGUUCUCUACAGUGGGUGGCAGAGAUUCUUCCCCCGAGCAUCAAAGUCCAUGGACGGACCUUCAGCCAGCAGCUGGAGCACUUGCUCACCAUUCAGGAGAGAUACACUGUCUGCAAGGCCUUGGAGACUUUCUUCCAGCACAGAAACGUGGACACCCUGAUAGUCGAUGUGUUUCCGGUGCUGGACACUCCAGCCAAACAACUGAUCUGGCAGUUCAUCUACCAGCUUCUGACCUACGAUGAACAGGAGCGCUGCCAGAGCAAGCUGUCACGCUUCCUGGGGUUUAAGAGCAGUGCGGUGUUAGAUCCAGAAGGAGGCACCGAGCACCACCGGCGGAGCAGCUCGGUGCGAGUGACGGGGUCGUCUUACCGCAGCAGCGUCCGAGAGAGGAGCUCUGACGACUGCAUCAUUGGGACUCACUUGGGAAUGGGAAUUCAUAUUGAUGAAUGUGGGAGCCCGGAAGAGAGGCAGUCAGGAGAUGGAACCUCCUUUCCUGAGUCCCCUGACCUCAGUCAUAUGACAGGUGUGUACACGGAACUGGAGAACAUGUACGCAGGGAAGAGCGUGUCUCCACUGCGGAGUGGCUCCCCUGCAGAGCCAGAGGUGCCGGGACAGACUGAGGCCUACGGCCGCUCUCUCUCCCCCCUCACACUGCCCCCUCUCACAGGGAAUCGCAAAUCCGGUCUGUCCUUGUCCUGGAAGGAGCCCCUACCCACUCCCGUGUAUGAGAUCCAUCACCAGAGCAGCGUGGACUCCAACCCCUAUGUCAGCUUGGAGAGCCCCCCCACCUCCCCUCCACACCUGGACAGUGGUCCCAACACUUUAACCCGCCGCAGGAAGCUGUUCACCUUCUCCCGUCCCCCUCGCAGCCGGGACACAGAUAAGUUCCUUAACGCCCUGAGUGAGCAGCUGGGUCACCGGGUCACGCUGGUAGAUGACUUUGUACCUGGGGAGAACGACUAUGAAGAGAUAAAUCACGGUGGUUGUCAUGGUUUCAGAAGAAGAGGUGCACCUAUGAGUUUCCCAGAGGAGCAGGACCUGGGUUUUCCCCCCCGGCGGCUCAGCAGCGGCAGCAGCGAAGAUCACAGUAGCAGUGACGAAGCCUCCUCCCCCACCUACUCCUCUGAAUCUGAACCAAUCCCACCACCUCCCGAACAGAGUCCCCCACCUCCCCCACCCUUCCAGGCUCUGAUACCCCCUCCUGUCCAGUUCACUGACCCUCUCCCGCCUGUGCGCUUCUCACCUGAGCAUGUACCACGCAGCCGGAUGCCCUUUCAGCCACACCAUCCCAUCAUCCCUCCUCCCCCACCUCCUCCAAGGACCCUCCUGAUGAGCCGCUCCCCUCUUCACAAAGCGCUACCCGCCAGAAACGAAGGCGAAAGAACUCAGCGGCGCUUCCAGCCCACCUCCACCAGGCGCUUGCUUGGCCACGCCACCCUGGGCCCCUCGACUCUGCGCUCCUCCCAAGCAUCACGCCCCAGCUACCUCCCCCGCCAGCUCAGUCAACCCCAGCCCAUCCACCAGCCCUCCCUUCAGCCGCUGAGGCAGAGCCAGCUUGUCCUCCAGAGGCACCACCAGCUCCACCACCAACACAGCUACCAGGGCCCGCUGCCAUCAUCACUCCAGGAGCACAGCCCGUCCCAGUGUCAGAGCCAAGGCCACACGGGCUCCUCAAUGCUAUCCCAGCCUCCGGCUUCUCACUCCUCCCUUCCGAUUCACAGCAAGACCUUUGAAACCCCAGACCAGGAGCAGGAGACCCAGCAGGCUCCGCCACCACCACCUCCACCACUGCCACCACCGUGCGACCCACCUCCACUGCCCAAACCAGGUCAGCAUGCCCCAGAUGCCAACCACAUGAGUGUGAAAAGGCUGCGCUGGGAGCAAGUGGAGAACUCUGAGGGAACAAUCUGGGGUCAGCUGGGAGAAGAUUCAGACUAUGAUAAGCUCAGUGACAUGGUGAAAUACUUAGACCUUGACCUGCACUUUGGGACUCAACGCAAAUCCAUUUCUCCUCCAGAGCCAGCCUUCACGCCAGAGAACUUUAAAAAAAAAGACGUGGUGGAGAUUCUGUCCCAUAAGAAAGCAUACAAUGCCUCCAUUCUCAUCGCACAUCUGAAGCUGUCCCCCACCGAACUGCGUCAGGUUCUGAUGAAGAUGACCACCGAUAGGCUGGAGCCGGCACACAUAAAGCAGCUGCUACUCUACGCCCCCAAUGAUGAUGAGGUCAAGCAGUACGAACAUUUUGAACAAGACCCGGCUAAACUGAGCGAGCCCGACCAGUUUAUCUUUCAGAUGCUAAUGGUACCUGAGUAUAAGACUCGCCUUCGGAGCCUCCACUUCAAGACGACCCUACAAGAGAGGACUGAGGAGAUGAAGGUGGCAUUUGACUACAUCUAUAAGGCCUCAGUUGAGCUAAAGAGCAGCAAAAAACUGGCAAAAAUCCUAGAGUUUGUCCUUGCAAUGGGAAAUUAUCUGAACAACGGGCAGCCUAAAAGCCACAGGACAACCAGUUUUAAGAUAAAUUUCCUCACAGAGCUAGGCACAACCAAAACAGUGGAUGGAAAAUCCACCUUUCUACACAUUCUUGCUAAGUCCUUGUACCAACACUUUCCUGAGCUGCUAAACUUCCCCAGAGACCUUACAACAGUGCCUCUGGCUGCUAAAGUCAACCAGAGGGCCAUCACAUCAGAGCUGAGUGACAUGCAUUCCACCAUACAGGACAUCAGGACAGCCUGUCAGAAGAUCCCAGCAACCACCGAGGACCACUUCACUUCAAUCAUGAGCAAUUUUCUGGAAAACAGUCACCCUUCGAUCCAAUCACUGGAGUCUCUGCAAGCCAGAGCAAUGGAGGAGUUCUCCAAGGUAGCUUCCUACUUUGGAGAGGACAGCAAGUCCACAAACACGGAGGCUUUCUUUGGCAUCUUUGCAGAGUUCAUGUCAAAGUUUGAGAAGGCUCUUACUGAAACUCAGACUCCAGAAAACCCCAGAAGCCCCAGACUGUCUUCCCCUCUGGCGUGGUAGAAGCAAGAAAUGCAAGUGGAUAUUGGGCCAAAUGGAUAAUUUUUCCCUCUGCUCUCCACAACCAAAGUGCCAAGAUCCCACACUGAGACACACAAACCAGGAGGUCAUCAAUAGAAAACAUGAUGGAAACUGAAACUAGUUAAACACAACACUGGUGCCCCGUGUGAAGCGGUGCCAUUACCCCACUGCCAGGGGGGACCUGGCGUCCAUUCUCCACACACAAAUAUCAUGAAACACCUGUUUUGAAUCAUGAGGCCAUCAAGGUACAGCUAAUUAAACCCUUCAUCUUAAUGAUGCUUUAACUAAUUCUUCAAACAGCAAGAACAAGCAGCGUAGAUGCUUGCAGAUUAAAUGCUAUGUGUAUUACGUGACUACAUAAAGUUUAUAUCCAAACAAAACACUAGUGUAAUCUGUUGAUGCAUUCACUGCCUGGGAAAAAAAACAACACUGGACUUGUUUUUAUGUUUGUCAUCGAGCCUACAAGAGAAUGUGUUUCUUUCUAGUUUAUCAUGGAUUUAAUGGACAGCUAUGUAUGGAGAUGUGAAGCAUUUUUACACAGAAAGAAGAUGCCAUCCACACCCCACUGCAAGGCAGAUAAGGAUAGUAUCAUCAUUUCUAUAGGGAAAUACAGUAAGAGCAAGAAGACUUUCAACAUGUGGAUUACAAGCAGACACACAUUAUGGAUCCAUUUAAAGAGUACACGUUUUCUUUCUUUUAUUUAUUUUCUAAAGGACAAGUGGUCAUCAGCCUCUGAUGUUGGGACUCCAUGAGGUCUAGACGUAUCUGCAAAACAGUCAUAAUUCAGACACUCCAAACAAUGCUUUGUCUUUUUGGCAGUCUGGGGAUGAAAGCCAGCUGGGAAGUGGAGAUACAGAGCUGUGUGGCCUUUGGCAGAGUGUUGUGAAGGCAACCCGGCUUAAACUAGGUGUUUUGCUGCCGAAAUAACGUGCAAAGGUGUGUGUGUGUAUGAACGUGUGUGGGAGGUGGGUUAAGCGGGCAUCCUGCUGUAAACGGUUGCAUCCUGCUCCUUCGGUCGUCACGGUGAUGACACGGCUCGUCCUCGGUGUUGUGUACUCGUGCUGUAUUUAUGAUGAUGAACUUCCAUCGAGGUUGUAAAUGCGUUUUUUUUUUCUAUGCACCACUCAUUGUUGUUCAUCCGUUCUGUAUGCUCGCCUGUCCUAAAGGUUGUAAUUUUAUUUUCUUACUAAGGGAAGUUUGCAAAAGACUAGGUACUUCUUCUUAUUGCACAAUUUGAGUUUGGCUUUCUUUUUGGAGCGGGGUCUCUCAUAGCUAGUACAAGUGUAACAGUGUUUUAUGGUCCCUGUCAUAGCAUGUUGGUGUCAGUUAAUACAUUAUGGUGUGCCGCUGGUAGCAUCCCCUCCUUUCUCCCUUUAUAUUUAGAUUUCCAACUAAAUACACUUCUGGUACCCGGUUAAGUUUAUGCAUUGAUCCCCUUUUAUAACCGUUUUAUAUGUGCUCAUGGGAAGUUGGUGAUGUUUUGUGAUCAUUGAACCCGUUUGUUUGCUUUCAAAUAAAGAAUACAUUUAUCUAAUCUAAUGAAAAAGAGCUUUUCUAUCCUGUUUCUAUCUUGAUGGACAUUUGACCGCUUUUCUAAGUAACUUUUUUUUUUGCCAAGUCAAAUCUGUUGGCUUCGUGGUGUGGAUCAAACUUUUGAGCCCAUAUGUUUUUUUCAAUUUUUUUCAAAUUGGGACUGGACUGUGAAGACAUUUUUGGAGGCAAUUCUAAAAUGUCACAUGGGUGUGCCACAUCCUUGAUCAGCAUUGAUUACUUGUUCAGGGACAUUUCCUUGAUGGAGCUUAUUUUUAACAUGACUUGAAGAAAUGGUCCUGCACAGGCAAAAAAAAAACAGCCCCAAGCACAAUUCUACUAUUGCUGUGCUUCUUGGGUAGAACUCUCUGUAUUGUGUGUUCCCCAUAAACCGAACUGAUGAAAUAAAAUGUUUUGG
Menidia menidia (Atlantic silverside) is the source of this 6695-nucleotide messenger RNA. Lineage: Eukaryota; Metazoa; Chordata; Actinopteri; Atheriniformes; Atherinopsidae. The record is from the annotation of a GenBank genome assembly.